This is a messenger RNA of Mesorhabditis belari, 1329 nucleotides long. Lineage: Eukaryota; Metazoa; Nematoda; Chromadorea; Rhabditida; Rhabditidae. The record is from the annotation of a GenBank genome assembly.
AUGACGGUGGCUGCUCUCCUCUACUACUCAUCACAUCUGCAAAAGGGAUUCCCGUUUCUGCCCGGAGAUCACGAAGCAAGACGACAGAAGAUCAUCACAGCAAUCGGAAAACCAAGGGCAAUGUCUCGGAUUAGUAAACUUGAUCACCUUCCGUUGGAUUUCCACGCCGGUUUGACGAGCCUUCAAUCGGUUGAAGAAGCUGCUCAAAAUGGAAAGGAUUCAAGACACGACCUCGCUUUAAUUGUUCUAUUUCUCAGCCAGUGCCUUGACAGGAACGAUGAACAGAUCUCGUCUUUUUACGUCAAAGAAUUUCCGAAGCUAAAGAAAAACGUGGAAGCAAUGUUCAAGAAAAUCAUCGACUUUGCGGCUUUAUCAGAUGGCGAUCCUCAUCUUUUCCUCACAGCUUUUCCGGAGGAGAGAAGAAGUUGCCCAAAGCAAGCUGAUGUUGCGCCAAAGGCGGUUCAAAGUCCACCAAUGACUUACGAGGACUUCGAAAUUCUAUCCGUUCUUGGCAAAGGAUCUUUCUCGAAGGUUGUUCAAGCUGAACACAAAGAAACGAAGAAGCUGUACGCGAUCAAGAUCAUCAAAAAGGAGCAAUUCAUUGAAGAAGCAGAUCCUGCGUGGAUUCAAACUGAGAAAAGCAUCUUCGCAAUUUGCACAAAUCAUCCCUUCCUCGUUGGGCUCCAUUAUUCAUUUCAGACUGAUUCUCGUCUCUUUUUUGUGAUCGAUUAUGUAUCCGGCGGUGAUCUACAAUAUCUAGUGCGUUGGAUGAGGAAAAUUCCCGAUAACUUUGCAUGUUUUUACGCUGCUGAGAUCUCCGUUGCUUUGUACUUUCUUCACACACAGGGAAUUAUUCACAGGGAUCUCAAGCUUCGCAAUGUUUUCUUGAAUGCAGAUGGGCAUAUCAAAGUUUCGGACUAUGGUCUGAGCAAGAAAUUUCGGGAAGAGGUCAUGUUUUGUCAGGAAAUCGUUGAGCAAAAGCUCGGCCAGCAUUUUGAUCUUCCACCCAAUGCGGUCGCCGCUCUUCAUCGAUUCUUGUGCUCGGAUCCAAAGAAACGCUUGGGUUGUGGCGAGGACAUUCACGAAGGUUAUCGACAACUGCAGAAACAUCAAUUUUUUAAGGAAAUCGAUUGGAAAUUGUUGGAGAAAUGCGAGAUGACGCCUCCUUUCAAGCCGAAGAUCAAGAAUUCCCGUGACAUUCGCUACUUCAAUCCCAAAUACACAAAGCAACCUCCUCGUUUGACGAUGGAUAACCCGGCUACUAUCGCGCAGAUAGAUCAGAACGACUUCCGUGGCUUCGAAUUCACUGAACUGGAGCAAAUGGAAUCG